UCUGGCUUGAGAAAGAUUUUGGAGAAUUUGUACUGCUUGUUGAGGAGAGGAGUUGCCGUGCAUCCCAAGUAAGUCGAGCCUAUAAAAAUAUAUAUGUAUGUAUAUAUAUAUUUUUAUUUUUAUUUUGCAGCACGGAGAUGGUCCAGCAUGAGUUGCAAUUCGUGAGAAAUAAUGGACAAAUAGCUGGGGAAUUCAUGCUGGAAUCUGAUGGAGCAUGAGGCAUAUGCUGGUCUUGGAGCUGCCUAGGCUGGGCUGGAGUGGAUGCGUGCUGGGCCUGAAGCAAAAGCCUGGAAGAGACAAGCCCAAGGCAGAUUCUGGCGCUGGGCUUCGGAGCUGAGGAAGAAAAGGCGCUGGGCCUUGCGCGCAAAGGGCUUGCGCUGGCGAGCGGGCUGCUCGUGCUGGGCCUUCGAGCUCGGGCUUGGGCCGAGCGAGAGCUGGCGAGAUGGGCUCCGUCUGGGGGUGCGCUGGGCUCCUCGUCUGGGCUGCUCGCGCUGGGCCUUUUUUUUUUUUUAAAUUUUGUUUUGUUUUUUUUUUUGUGUCCAGCCUUUCUCUUUUUUUUUCUUUUUUUUUUUUUUCUUGGAUUCUAACUUGUAGAAUUUUCUUCUCUUUUUGUAGUUGUUUGUUGACCAACCAUGUCUUCCAGAGACGGUAGCAAGGCUCCAAGCUCUCAGGUGCCUUUGUAUUUGUGGGGAGGUUCCGUAGUGCCGAGCAAGAAGUUCGUGGCCAACUUGCACCGAGUCACGACCGACGCUCAGUUCCAAAAAUGGCGGGCUGCUUUCGCUUCUGCCAUUCCAGAUGAUGUGCAGAUCAAGCUAUUGAGGUCUCGGACUGAAAACGAUUCUUUCGAGGAUGCGGAUGAUCCUGGUGCUAGGACCAUUACAUUCCGUCCUUUUUAUUUUUCACUGGGCUUCAAAUUCCCGCUGUCAAAGCUCUUCAAGGAGGUGUUCUGCGCCAUGGGGUGUGCUCCAAGCCAGAGUACUCCCAAUGUUUACCGGGCGAUCAUGUGCUUCGAGAAUCUGAGCCGUUUCUUUACGCUGGAGUUGACGGUGCGAGAGUUCUUUCAUUUUUUUGAAGUGAGGCACUUCGAGCAGUAUGCCCAAGUUCGCGUCUACAGGUCCAGGCUAUUCGACGGUCUUAGUCAAGGAGAUCACGCUUGGCAUGACGACUUGUUGGAAGUCAGCGGACGCUGGGAGGGCGACGUUGGCGACGGCCCCCUUGUUCCUAUCACUUAUUGCUAUGUGAGUGACAUCAGCAAGCAAUUGGAGCUUGGGCCUGACAUGGCUAAGGUCCGCCGUGCUUUGAACAUUCCCCAAAAGUUUCGUGAGUGGCGCUGGCUGUUGAGCGAGUAUCGGGAGGAAGAUGGUGGUCUGCCCCCUGCCGAGGAUGUCGAGAGAUGGAAGCAGAAUGGUCCGAACCCUGAUGAUCUAUCUGCUGAACAGGAUGAGUGCUUUGCUGAACUCCCACCAAAAAGGAAGGCCGAUGUCAAGUCUUCGAGAACUCCAGCUACUUCUUUGCGGGCGAGGAAUGUGUCUCCAUUGAGGAAGAAGCCAAGGUUCCCUUCUGCUGAGAAAACCCAAGUAGGAGCUAUUCCCGCGUCAUCUGCCAGAGUCAAACAUCUUGUUGGUGCAGAUAGCAAGAAGAUUGGUGGUAUGCGCAACAUUAGGGAUGUUCCCCUUAAGCCUCUCGUUGAUGAGUUUGGAGAUCGUGAUCUGCUCCGCGACGUAGUUCGUGCACGGUCCAGGUCACCUGUUGAGAAGCCAAGAGAUGCUGAUUUUCCUCUCCGAAGUUCGGGUCGUUUGCACCAAUCGAAGAGUGGAGGUCGAUGUGCGAGGUCUACUCAUCCAUCUAACCAUCAUGAUCCGACUGUUGAGUCCCAAGCAGUCAAGCGUGGAGUUGAUUCAUCGUCGUCGGUUCCUUUGGAAGUAAGGUUAGCAGAGGCUAAGAAAGCAAGAGAGUCAUCUGCUCGGGGAAAAAGUUCUUCUGCGACAUCAGCGGCUGAUCCAAAGGUGGACAAGCCUAGCCCUACAGGGGAUGCAGACGUGUCUGAUCUGCUCAAGACGCACUUUCUAUCAAGUCCAUCCGCUUGUGCUGAGCUGGUUGAUCAAGUCCGUCAGGCUGGUGAUCUCGGUACUUUUUCAAGUCUUUCCUUGGAAAAACAAAGAGAAGCAACAUUUCAUCUGCUUCAAAAAGGAGUGGUUUUUGCUGCGGAGACCAUCCGGAACUCGUCGUCUGCUGUUGCCCCCUCUUCUGCUCAGCUUAGUGAGUUGGAGAAGAAGAAUGCUGAGCUGGCUAGCAAGCUUUCUGCCGAGCAGACUCGUUAUGAGAAGAAGACGUCUGAUUUGCGGGCGAUGAUAUCUGAGCUGAAGAGUUCCCUUACUGAGAAAGAUUCCGAGCUGAGCUCUUCUGCUGUUGACUUGGCGAGUCGAAAAGAUGCUUAUUUCCGCCUUGAGCGCAAGAAUGUCGACAUCUCUCAUAGUUAUGACAAGCUUUUGGCUAGAUUUCACGCCUAUCAUAAGUCUGCUGAAGAAUCCAAGUCCGAUGCUGUCAUGGAUGCGUACAAGUUGGGCUACUUGGACUGCACAAUUGGAUAUGAUCCCUUCUAUACCAUUGGAGAUGAAGACAUCGAAACGCUCUAUCCUGACUUGCCCCCUGUGAAAGGUGAGGAGGCUAAUGCUGCGAACACCGAAGGGGCUGAAGAGCAGGUGGCUGAAGACGCGGUAGCUGAAGAAGAUGGAGCAGAGGAUGAUACAGCUGAUGAGGCGGCGGCAGACGUCAUAGAUCAUGCAUGUGGAGCUGCUGAGAGCGUGGCUGAUCAGGUGGACGCUGAAGAGGCUGCAGAUCAGGGGUCUCCUGCUGGCGUUUCGGAGUAG
This is a messenger RNA of Prunus persica (peach), 2870 nucleotides long. RefSeq lists its product as uncharacterized. The coding region runs from base 633 to 2870 and encodes 745 amino acids. The transcript is spliced from 2 exons. The record is from RefSeq and is a predicted model, not a curated record. Lineage: Eukaryota; Viridiplantae; Streptophyta; Magnoliopsida; Rosales; Rosaceae.